Camellia sinensis is the source of this 1855-nucleotide messenger RNA. It is a transcript of the gene ATCS, whose product is annotated as Citrate synthase family protein. The record is from RefSeq and is a predicted model, not a curated record. NCBI's taxonomy places the organism in Eukaryota, Viridiplantae, Streptophyta, Magnoliopsida, Ericales, Theaceae. Gene Ontology annotation, cellular component: mitochondrial matrix. Gene Ontology annotation, biological process: citrate metabolic process; carbohydrate metabolic process; tricarboxylic acid cycle.
UUUUCCUCGCAAAACCCCACCAUCCAAACGGAGUGAAAAGUCCCACCUUCUAAAAAAGGCCUGUCCAGUAUUUUCGUUUCGCGUCUCUCUCCUUCGAUCUCGACUGUUCUUCGUUCGCAGUUUCCAACUUUUUGGUCAAGUGGAAUUGCUUUGAACGAUGGUGUUCUUCAGAAGCGUUUCUGCGCUUUCUAAGCUACGUUCUCGUGUUGUUCAACAAUCAAGUUUUAACAACUCUGUACGAUGGCUUCAAAUACAAACCUCUUCUGAUCUUGACCUUCAUUCUCAGCUGAAGGAAUUAAUUCCAGAACAACAGGAGCGCCUGAAGAAACUGAAGUCUGAGCAUGGAAAGGUUCAACUGGGGAACAUUACAGUUGAUAUGGUACUUGGUGGAAUGAGAGGAAUGACAGGUUUGCUGUGGGAAACCUCAUUACUUGACGCUGAGGAGGGCAUACGCUUUCGGAAUUUGUCAAUACCUGAAUGUCAGAAGAAGUUACCAGCGGCAAAGCCUGGUGGAGAGCCAUUGCCUGAGGGUCUCCUUUGGCUCCUUUUAACAGGAAAGGUACCAAAUAAAGAGCAAGUAGAUGCAUUAUCCAAGGAAUUACGAAGCCGUGCCACAGUUCCAGAUCAUGUGUACAAAGCUAUUGAUGCCCUUCCUGUUUCAGCUCAUCCAAUGACCCAGUUUGCAAUGGGUGUCAUGGCUCUUCAGGUACAGAGUGAAUUCCAGAAGGCAUAUGAGAAGGGGAUCCAUAAAUCAAAGUACUGGGAGCCAACAUAUGAGGACUCUCUUAGUUUGAUUGCUCAACUACCAAUAGUAGCUGCUUAUGUCUAUCGCAGGAUUUACAAGAAUGGGCAAGUUAUACCCAAGGAUGAUUCCCUAGAUUACGGUGGAAAUUUUGCCCACAUGCUUGGAUUUGAUAGUCCUGACAUGAAGGAGCUUAUGAGGCUUUAUGUCACCAUUCACACUGACCAUGAAGGUGGGAAUGUUAGUGCUCACACUGGUCAUCUAGUAGCUAGUGCCCUUUCAGAUCCUUACCUUUCAUUUGCAGCUGCAUUAAAUGGUUUGGCUGGACCACUCCAUGGCUUGGCUAAUCAGGAAGUUCUGCUAUGGAUCAAAUCUGUGGUAGAGGAGUGUGGUGAGAACAUAACCACGGACCAGUUGAAAGACUAUGUUUGGAAAACACUGAACAGUGGAAAGGUUGUUCCUGGAUUUGGACAUGGGGUUUUGCGUAAUACAGAUCCAAGAUACUUGUGUCAGAGGGAGUUUGCAUUGAAGCAUCUGCCUGAUGAUCCACUGUUUCAACUGGUGUCAAAGCUUUUUGAAGUGGUGCCUCCUAUCCUUACUGAACUUGGCAAGGUGAAGAACCCUUGGCCCAAUGUUGAUGCCCACAGUGGGGUGUUGCUGAACCAUUAUGGUUUAACUGAAGCCAGAUACUAUACUGUUCUUUUCGGUGUAUCAAGGUCUAUUGGGAUCUGCUCUCAGCUAAUAUGGGACCGAGCUCUUGGGUUGCCACUGGAGAGGCCGAAGAGUGUUACAAUGGAAUGGCUUGAAAAUUACUGCAAGAAAUCAGCUUAAUCUCCAUUACUUCACGAGGAUAGAAUGCUGUAUCGAUUUUUCUCAAUAAUGGGGAAUGGUGAGGAUUCGGUGUAAGUUGGGACCUUUUAUUGGACUGACUGUCAUUUGCGGCCGGCAUUUGGAUUGUUUAUAGCUGCUGGAUCAUUUUCCCCAAAAUUUUAAUUUUUAGUUAUAUUUGCAUUUCUUAUUCGGGUGAUUUUGCUAUAGCGCUCUCAUUACGAGUGCAGAUGUAACAUAUAGGAAUUUAAGAAGUUUUUCACAUUUUAACCUCGAUUCUAGCAA